UUUUAUACAUUUUCACCACGGGGUUUUGAUUUGGCUUAUCAACUAUAAACUUGUUGUUUUAUUUUUUUCACUUUGGAGGUCCAGAACAAUGUCAAGUGUCCGCUGAGCUGCUGUUGGGAGAAGUUUAUCUGAAUAUUUUACCGGCGACUUCAGAGGUAAAGUCGCUCAUUUGGAAGUCGUUUGGUUUUGCUUUCGAACGUGGAAUCGGUGCGUUCAGUCGCGAUGCUGAAUCUGCUGGUUGGACUGUUGUCCCUGCUCAGUGGACACACGGCCCGAACCCAGGAUGCCACAGGUAGCCGCUUCGUUUGUAACGCCAUCCCCCCGGGCGCUGAGCCGGGCUGCGGAUACUUUUCUGCGGUGAACCGCGUCCAGAGCAGCAGCCCCGUAGAGGACGAGCUGCGGAACACGAUCCUCCAGCUGCGGGAGACCAUCCUGCAGCAGAAGGAGACCAUCGGGAGCCAGCAGGGGACCAUCAAGGAGCUGAACUCCAAGCUGGCGCGCUGCGAGGCGUCGGCCGAUGUGUCGCCCCAGGGCAAGUCCCGGGGUCAGGGCUCCAGGCGGAAGGAGCUCGGCAAGAACACCAUGGGGGACCUGCCCCGGGACCCCGGCGAUUCCGUUGAUCAGCUCGGCAAGACCAUGCAGAGUCUCAAGGGUCGGCUGGAGAACUUGGAGCAGCAAAGUUUGCGUCUCCCCAGCACCAAUGUGUCAGCUGGAGGUGUCUCUGCCAUGACUCCCCUGCCCCCCGAGCUGCGGGAGCUGCUGCGGCUGCGUCUCGGGGCGCUGGAGAGCCAGCUCCUCCGGAAGGUGGCCGAGCUGGAGGAGGAGAAGAGCCAGCUCUACAAUGAAACAGCGGCCCACCGCCAACGCACAGAGAGCGCUCUCAAUUCCCUCCUGGAGAGGAUCACUGAGCUGGAGAAAAGUAACAAUGCCUUCAAGUCCCCUGAGGAUUUCAAGGUGGCCCUCCCUCUUCGUACCAACUACCUGUAUGGCCGCAUCAAGAAGAGCCUCCCGGAAAUGUACGCCUUCACUGUGUGCAUGUGGCUCAAGUCCAGCGCCAGUCCCGGCAUCGGCACCCCGUUCUCCUACGGCGUGCCGGGCCAGGCCAAUGAGAUCGUCCUCAUCGAGUGGGGGAACAACCCCAUCGAGCUGCUGGUCAAUGACAAGGUGGCCCAGCUCCCUUUGUCCGUGAGUGACGGGCGCUGGCAUCACAUCUGCAUCACGUGGACGACCAGAGACGGCUUCUGGGAGGCGUACCAGGAUGGCGAGCGUCUAGGCACCGGUGACAACCUGGCCCCCUGGCACCCAAUUAAACCUGGAGGGGUGAUCAUCCUGGGACAGGAGCAGGACGUGGUCGGAGGCCGCUUCGACGCCACGCAGGCCUUCGUGGGCGAGCUGAGCCAGUUCAACAUGUGGGACCGGGUGCUGCGGCCCGUGGACAUCGUGGCUCUGGCCAACUGCUCGGCCUACAUGCCCGGCAACGUGGUUCCGUGGAUUGACGCCAACGUGGAAGUGUUCGGUGGCGCAAGCAAAGCCGCUCUGGAGAUCUGCGAAGAUCGAGCUUUCGAGUCCUAAAGGAUCUAACGUAAACCAGCCGGGCCACUGGGACGGAGGAAGUGUUCUGACUGCCCGCUGCUUCUGUCAAAUCCCAAAGGACAAGGCGUCAGUGCAACAUUUUAUAUUUUAUGGUCAGCCUGUGUAGUUUACUGGGCUCACAUGUUGAUGUGUCUUUCCGAACUGAAUCCUCAAGACUUUACAGGAUUCGCAGCGACGCGACCUGCUGUCAGUCUGUGUUCUCUCUUCAGUAGAUCAGCUUUCAUUUGACUUCUCUCUGAAAACAGCUCUUUUUUGUGUUGUUGUUGCAAUCCACGCACUGACAACGCCUCAGUGUGUCCGUAGUGAACGUGAGCUCAAACGGACUUUGAUGCGCGAUGGAACACAUCUCCCGAGUGUUCCGGAGCACGCCAUGCUGAGAGCGUCCUCGUUGUUUGAAGAGCAAUGAGGCACCGAAAGAAAUGAGGGGGACGCUCUGAAGUUCAAAGUGGCCGAGCACAAACCCCUGUGCUGUUGGUUAUACUGAGGCGUCCCAACAUGGCAGACUGUCCAACUCUCCCGCAUGAGAGCCGAGCGGGGAAUCGAGGUCCAGUUCAGAAGUGACAGUGCAUGCUUUCUGUCAGUACCCAGGGUGUGUGGGGGGGGUGUGUCCAAACGAGCCAAUGCGGCGUGCUGACAAAAUUAUAUAAGCGUGUGUGUGGGUGUGUGUGUGUGUGUGUGUUUGUGUAUCCAUGUGCGUACGGCUUGUCUUGCGUGUAAAAAGACCAGAGAUUAUGAGGGAGGGAGGACAUUUUCAUUCUUGUAAAUCUGUGCUUAAUACCUCUCUCCCCCUUGAGCAGAUGCCAGAUCCCAAACAGCUUUAUGGAUGGGCGGGCUCUGCUCAGGUUAAUGGCGGUGUCGGACAGCUGCCCAGGACUGGCGAGCGCCCAGCGAGGCCAGGGCCGUGGCUUGACCUUCAAGGACAAUCCUUAAUCCCUCAUCUGGGUUCUAAUUAUCGGUGUUUUUGAAUGAUUUUGGCAGCGAGCCGCCCCGAGGCCCCUAAGAGCAUCCGAAUCGAUCAAAUAUUGAGAUUGAGAAAUCAAAUGAGAUCCGCACUAUAAGGACAUGAUGAUUGUCGCCAUCAGAUGCACUUUGUUGUGUAUGGCCUCUCACAAAAAUCAAACAAAAGAGAGAAUGGUUUUGAACCAUGAAUAUAAUAUAUUUUUUAAAGAUAUAUGGAAUCCAUUAAUUCUGGCACGGCUUAGUGAAUAAAAAUGACGCUUUUCUCUGCUUAUUCAGUCCUUGAUGUUGUUGUGGACGCUUGUUUCAGUUUGUUUUUGAUAAACAGUAUGAAAUAUUGAAAGCAGAGCCUGGUGCUGAAGCCCCAUAAGCAAAUUAAUAUAGUGUAAAUAAAAGAGGCAACAUAGACGUUAACUUUGGUUUCACAUCCAGAACUUCUUUCCUCACUGAGUAGACAAUAGUAUAAAACCCACUGAAAAAGCUUCUUAUAACUGCAGUAGGUUACUGGACAGCACCGAAUGUUACAAAAGACCCACUCAACAUUAGGACUAGAACCUGUCACCAACAUGUUGUGAUUGUCGCUCUUCUGAGUGUCUUUGUCAAAGCUAUUCUGAUGUAAACUCGAGCGUUUUCUUUCCUGUAGCAAAUUGUAUUUUUCUUGUUUUUCUGCUCAUGAUUUUUGUCCAUCAGCAGCUCGUUAUGUGAAAAAAUAAGCAGAAGUACUAAAAGAAUUGCUUAUGUCUAAAUGGUGAACGGCCUUUUGUGAGAACCGUAUGUGCUUUCGCUUGUGCACAGUGUGAACGUCUUCUCGGCUUUUGCAGAAACUAACAGUUCGCUGGCAGCGCAGACAAUGAAGGAAGAACAAGAUAAAGAAUAGAGGAGUGGGUUCUGCACUUCUCUGUCAUGGGAAUGUCCUCCCUGCACCUGGAGAUAGAGGGAACGUGAUUCAGAGGUGACCAUCACAGCAGCAGUUCAGUGAUGGGAUGGAGUUGUGCCGCUUUAGGUAAUAUCCACUAUUACGCUUUCGUUUGAAAAAUGGCCUUUUCAAACUAAAACGAUCUCUGUUGUUUUGGCUCUGUAUCAGUUUCAAUCACAGUCCCCACUCUCACUCCAGAAAACACUAAUCAUGUUACCGCUCACAUGCUUGUGCCUGCCA
This is a messenger RNA of Platichthys flesus (European flounder), 3706 nucleotides long. It is a transcript of the gene nptx2a, whose product is annotated as neuronal pentraxin 2a. NCBI's taxonomy places the organism in Eukaryota, Metazoa, Chordata, Actinopteri, Pleuronectiformes, Pleuronectidae. The record is from RefSeq and is a predicted model, not a curated record. The coding region runs from base 223 to 1572 and encodes 449 amino acids. The transcript has 5 exons.